AUGCAAGCGGCGCAGCCAGGAGCAGUGGCUUUCCCGCAAGGUGUGGUUCCGGGCGGAAUGCCUUCACAGCAAACGGACGAAAGAGAACAGCUUGGCCAGGCGUUUGUUGAUGCCUCGCAUACAGCGGCACCUGAACUCGGCAUGCAGGGGCAAUUCGCAGGCAUUGAGCAGAGUUUGUGGAACCAGAUCACGCAAUUGGUGGGGAGCGAAGCUGGGGAAAUGUUACGUGGCAGUCUGCUCCUCUCGCCGAACCAGGAAGCCGUGAGAAAGUUUCUGUUGGCCGGGGGGGUGGCUCAGACUCCGACGCAGCAGGGAGAGAUUCAGGGGGAUCAACCAAGCAUGCAAUGGCAGGCAGGUUGCGGAGCCCAAGAACCGCCGUCCGCGUUUCCGAUGCAGGACGUUCCGUUUGAGCCCUCGAGCGGAGCCGGAACCGGGAGCCAAGAGGCGUCUCUCAGCGCAUGGGAACUAGGAGGGCCGCCAACGGAUGCAGUGACGUCAGGAGAAGCGGUGACGUCAGAGAAGCAUCUCGAGCGCCAGAAUGCAUUCAGAAUUCCAUUCGGCGGGCACACCUUCGAUUCGGAAGCCGUUCCGCAACCCCUCCACCUUGAACCUCUCAGUCCCGACGGUCGGUCUCCUGAGAAUACCCAAGCAGUUAAGACUUUCCAAGAGGGACAACAGUGGGUAAACCUCCAAAGCGGUCAGGAAACCGUGCGCCAAGGAAUGGGUGGCCACUUUGCUAACGUGGCAAGCACUCAGGAUCCCAUCAACGUCCAAUCGAUGCCAAGCCCCAAGACUGCUUCGAAGGGCGACGCAACAUGCGGUCCGCAAGGGGAGGUGUCCCCUCUGGCUGCGCUGCUGCGCACCUUCAUCGCGACCGGCUUCGAGCGACAGCCCUCAGAGAGUGCGCCUCAGGGCGGUGCUUUCGGAUUUACUCCCCCGGCCCCUUCAAAGGGCUUCCCGGCGCAGACAUUUCCUGCGCAAAAGCAACCGGGGGGGCAGCCUUCUGUCCUCGGAGAAUUGGGAACGAAGCAAUCGGAAGAAGCGCGAAACAUGCCUCAGGAAAACAUUCUGCCCGAGCAAGUUUUAAGUGGGGUCUUUUCGGGUCAGCCGCUGCCGAAUCCAAACGGAGGUUUCCCGAGGGAUCCCUCUCAAGGGGGCAGCCAGCAAUACCAGCCGGGGCAGUUCUCCGGUUGGCAGUCUCUAGCCGGCCAGCCUCCCGGAGAACAGAAUGUGACGGGGGGUCGGCAAACGGUAGAGGCGCUCGGUGGGCAGGGUCCAACCGGUGGGCGAACACCGGUUGGUGGGCAGUUCUCGUUCGGUGGGCCGUUUUCGCGCGGUGGGGAGUUCCCGGGUAGUGAGCAGAUUCCAGUUGGACAAGAUGGGGAGAAGAGUCGUAUCGGCUUCCAGAACGACCAGCGUCAAAGCGGAAAUGUCGAGAACGCAGGCCUUCCAAGUGGGCACUUCUUGAGUGCUGGGAGUUCUGGUGGGCAGUUCGCCGGGGCGUAUCUGCAGGCAGGGGGUGCAACGUCUCAGGCCCCUUUUCCCGGCGGUUCAUCACCUUCCGGACAAAUUCCAAGAACUCCAGGAGCGUUUCCGAGCGGGCAACCUCCACAAAUUUUCAAUGAAGCGCCUCUGCAGACACCUUUCCCGCCCGCUUUUGCCGCGUCGAACCCGGAUACCCAAUUGGGGGGGCCGUUCACUCCGUCGCAACAACCCACUCCGCAGCGCGUUCCGGCCAGCGGACCAACGGAACUGUACCCCGCUCCAAAAGCUCCGACUCAGAUCGUUCACCAGCACUUUCAACCGGCACAAAGCGUCCCGGCGAAUCCAAACCUGCUGUCGCCGAUAAGCCUUCCCGCCGCACGGGGCCCUCUCCCGGAUAUGCGGCGCGGGCCCCUAUUCUCACAGAUGCAAGCCCCGCCUUUUUUCCCGGGUCAAGUAAAUCUUUACCCGGGUCAAGUUAAUCCCGCCGGACCCGCCGCCCAAGGUCCAAUUAGAGCCCAGUUCGCGUUCGCAACACCGUUCCAGAACGCCUUCCGGCCAAGCGGUUACCAAUCGGCGCAGUUUCCGGUGCCCGGUCCAAGCCCCCAGUUCUUUCCACGGGGCCAACGACCGGCAACUUUUCGCCGGCCAGCCUCUGUGCCCCCGAACGUUCCGUCGUUCCGCCCGGGGGAGCGCUUCCGUCCGUCCGGUCCGCUGCCGCCCCAGAAUGUGGCCUACCGAGGAACUACGUGGCGAAGUGACGGAUGGACUCCCAGGUUUGGUCCCCCGGGUGGAGGUUUCGGGAGAGGGGCCCCCAGGGGAGGAAGAGGGUGGCGCGGGGGUUCGCGCUUUCGAGUGCCUGAUAGAGGGAAUCAGCCCGAGCGCCCGGCGUACGGACCGCGUCCGCGGUAUGUACCGUACGUUCGCAGCGACGUCCUGCUGCGUCAGCGCAUGACCUUCGAGCACGUGCCCCGAAAACGUCAGCACGAGGAGGAGGAGGCGGCACGUGACGAGAAGCGCGCGCAUGCGCCUGACGAGAAGAACAAAGACGAAAUCUCGCUCGAGAGCAGCGCGGAAUCCGUGCAGAAAGAUAAGAACAGGGGCGGAAGCGCGGAAUCGGGUGUCGUCGAGAAGGCGAAAGACGAAGACCGCGAGAGAGAAGAGCCGGGGAAGCAAGAAGAACGGGGGGCGAGCGAAUUGCCCGGUAAAGAGGACCGGGUGGUUCCAAAGCGGACGCAUGUCAGGUUUUCGGAGGAGCAAGGGGGAGCGGAAACGGCGGAGGAGCAGAACGGAACGGCCGGAGAGGCGGAAGGAGAACCGGUGCAAAGUCCGGCGGUCGUGAAUGCUGUUCCUGGAAGGGGAGGACAUGAAACAGGAAAGAAAGCAGUGGCCUUCACGGAGAGAAGUGAGCUCACCAGAAACGGGCAGGAGCGGAACGCGGAUCCGACCGGAACCCGGAACGCGGGUUCCGGUCAGCGAGCGGAAGGAGCAUUACCUGGGGCGCCCCCCGUCCAGAAUGCUGUGUCGAACGCACUCCCAAGACCGAUGCAACCUCAAUUUCAAAAAGCAGCAAACAGGUAUAUGUCGCAACGGGGAAAAGUCGGUGUGGACGGAGCAGCAGCGGAUGCGCAUAUGCCGCAGCGAAACAAAGCGGCGGGAGCAGCCGUGACGUCGUAUACGGGUCAGGUUCUGGAAGCCGCGGCGCUUUUGGGUGCGAUUUGA
Klebsormidium nitens is the source of this 3204-nucleotide messenger RNA. NCBI's taxonomy places the organism in Eukaryota, Viridiplantae, Streptophyta, Klebsormidiophyceae, Klebsormidiales, Klebsormidiaceae. The record is from the annotation of a GenBank genome assembly.